Molecule: messenger RNA, 2489 nt
Organism: Callithrix jacchus (white-tufted-ear marmoset)
Lineage: Eukaryota; Metazoa; Chordata; Mammalia; Primates; Cebidae
Gene: BGLAP
Product: bone gamma-carboxyglutamate protein
Biological process (GO): regulation of bone mineralization; response to vitamin K; regulation of cellular response to insulin stimulus
Cellular component (GO): extracellular region
Molecular function (GO): calcium ion binding; hydroxyapatite binding; structural constituent of bone
Source: RefSeq, a predicted model, not a curated record
ACCACUAUUGGCCGGGUGCAGUGGCUCAUGCCUGAAAUCCCAGCACUUUGGGAGGCCAAGGCGGGUGGAUCACCUGAGGUCAGGAGUUCGAGACCAGUCUCACCAACAUGGGUGAAGCUCUGUCUCUAUUAAAAAUACAAAAAUUAGCUGGGUGUGGUGGCACGCAUCUGUAAUCCUAGCUACUCGGGAGGCUGAGGCAGGAGAAUCGCUUGAACUCGGGAGGUGGAGGUUGCAGUGAGCUGAGAUCACGCCACCGCACUCCAGCCUGGGCGGCAGAGCGAGACUCCGUCUCAGAAAGAAAUCGCUGGGCGUGUUGUUUCUCUUGCUACUUCCACUUCACUCUUCACCCAGAGUAGCCAAAGGCAGGGCGCUUUCUGGAUCGACCAGGGGGGAAAGGGGUUGGUUGUGGCUGGGGGCAGAAUUUUCCCUACUGAGGGUCUUGGUGAGGUCUGCUGGAGGCACACUGGGGACACAGGUGGCUGCCGCUUCCCACCUCCCUCCUACAAACAGUACUCGGCUCUGUCUCCCUCUGCUCGCCUUGUCACCAUGGAGCUGUGGCAUUCACGCAUCCAGACGCCCUGCUCCUGUCGGCUGCCCCAGCAGGUGCUCUGUUUUUUUCGUCAGGUUGGGCAGCUGGUCUCACGCCCUGGUUGGUGGGCAGGUGAGUGAGGACACAGGUUACAAAGGGGAAGGUGUCAGAGCCAGGCACGGUGGCUCACGCCUGUAAUCCCAGCACUUUGGGAGGCCAAGGCGGGUGGAUCACGAGGUCAAAAGAUCGAGACCAUCCUGGUCAACAUGGUGAAACCCGUCUCUACUAAAAAUACAAAAAAUUAGCUGGGCAUGGUGGUGCGCGCCUGUAGUCCCAGCUACUCGGGAGGCUGAGGCAGGAGAAUUGCCUGACCCCAGGAGGCGGAGGUUGCGGUGAGCCGAGAUUGCACCAGUGCACUCCAGCCUGGGUAACAAGAGCGAAACUCCAUCUCAAAAAAAAAGAAAAAAGAAAGGGGAAGGUGCUAGGUCACUCCUCCCUCUCUGGGCUGACCUGAGGCAGUGGAGGCGUUUUCACGCUGGAAUGUUCUGUCCCGUAGAGGACAUGCCUUCCUGUCACUUACAGGAGUGCUGCAGGUCCCUCCUGCAGGGUAGUUAACACUGUGGAGGCUACAGGGGCAGAAGGAGAAUCGGGGUGGGGGGCGGUGGUCAGGAGGUGGGAGGCACACUCUAUCUCUGUGCUCCUCACCGGCCCUGCCACCCUGUCUGCUAAGGACAUGGGGAAGGGGUCCCCACCUCAGUGAGUGCCCUGCCUCCCUGCCCUGUGCCUUUGUGUACCUGACAGUCACAGCCACCCAGUCUGUCCCAGAGAUGAACCAGCUGACCUCAUCUCCUGCCCGGCCCUACCUCCGUUGGCUUUGGCUCUUGUCUCUGUGCUGCCUGACCCUUUCUCCUGUCUGGAGCCAUCGAGCUGCGCCCACAGCAGGCUGCCUUUGGCAUCUCAUGGGGUGAACGAGGGCACUGUGAGGCAUUCCCUCCCUGGGUUUGGCUCCUGCCCACAGGACCAACAGUAGAAAUCACGGGCUGUCAGACAGCUGGAGCCCAGCUCUGCUUGAACCUAUUUUAGGUCUCUGAGCCCCUCUUCCUCUCUAGACUCUCCCUAGAGCUCAGCCAGUGCUCAACCUGAGGCUGGGGGUCUCCGAGGAAGAGUGAGUCAGGGUUGGGGGGUCUGGGGCUGCCCCCUGGGGAAGCGGCCAGAGGCAGUGUUGAGAGCCGGGCGGUCUCUGAUUGUGGCUCACCCUCCAUCACUCCUAGGGGCUCCUGGCCCAGCAGCCACAGCUCCCAACCACAACAUCCGUUGGGGCUUGGCCUACGGAGCUAGGGCGGAUGACCCCCAAAUAGCCCUGGCAGAUUCCCCCUAGACCCACCCGAACCAUGGUCAGGCGUGCCCCUCCUCAUCUCCAGGGCAUGGCCCAGAGGGUAUAAACAGUGCUGGAGGGUGCCGGGGACAGGCCAGCCGAGCCCUGAGCAGCAGCUGCCGAGCCGCCAUGAGAGCCCUCACACUCCUCCCCGUGCUGGCCCUGGCCGCACUUUGCAUUGCUGGCCAGGCAGGUGCGAAGCCCAGCAGUGCAGAGUCCAGCAAAGGUGCAGCCUUUGUGUCCAAGCAGGAGGGCAGCGAGGUGGUGAAGAGACCCAGGCGCUACCUGUAUCAAUGGCUGGGAGUCCCACCCCCUUACCCGGAUCCCCUGGAGCCCAGGAGGGAGGUGUGUGAGCUCAACCCGGACUGUGAUGAGCUGGCUGACCACAUCGGCUUCCAGGAGGCCUAUCGGCGCUUCUACGGCCCGGUCUAGGGUGUCGCCCUGCUGGCCCGGCCGGUGACCCCAGCUCUGCUCCUCUCCAGGCCCCCUUCUUCCCCUCCCCCUUGCCCUGACCCCCUGGCCCUGGGGAUGUGGGGUCCCCAUCAUCCCAGCUGCUCCCAAAUAAACUCCAGAAGAGGAAUCUGA